Messenger RNA from Tilletiopsis washingtonensis, 5607 nucleotides. RefSeq lists its product as hypothetical. The transcript has 4 exons. Gene Ontology annotation, cellular component: cell periphery; cell septum. The record is from RefSeq and is a predicted model, not a curated record. Gene Ontology annotation, molecular function: chitin synthase activity. NCBI's taxonomy places the organism in Eukaryota, Fungi, Basidiomycota, Exobasidiomycetes, Entylomatales. Bases 222 to 5252 code for a protein of 1676 amino acids.
CCUGGUUCCCUCGCUCGUCGUCUCACUCACAGGCGCGCAUACCCGGCGCCGCGCCCCCAGCCGUGCGCACACGGCGCGUGUACCGCUCGCCAAACACGCUCCCUCUGCGUCGGGCGCGUGGACCCGUCUCGAGUCGCCUGGCCGUCGCUGCUCAGCGCUGAAGCAGCUGGCGCGUCGUCCGCUCCGUCUCUCUGCGCCACCUCCGAGCUUGGCCCUUCACCAUGAAUCCCUUCCACCAGGGCGGGCCGCCGCGCCAGCAGCAGCCGCUGCCGCAGCCGCCGCAACAGCAGCAGCAGCAGCAGCAGCAGCCGGGCGCACAGCAGCGCAGCUCGCUGCCGCCGCUCGUCAUGCCCGGCCGCGGCCAGCCGGCACAGGGCCCGCGCGGCAUGUCGUCGCCGCCGGCGCAGGGCUAUGCCUCGCCGCCGCAGCCGUACGACGACCGCAUCGGCGGCAGCUUCUCCCACUACGCGCCGCGCGGCCCCGGCAUCGCCUCGCCGCCCAUGUCGCCGCCUGGUCAGCAGCGCCCCGGCAUGGGCCCGGCCACCGUCUCCUUCCAGGAGCAGAACCGCCCGUUGCGGCAGCAGCCGCAGCGCUCGGGUCCGUCGCGCGAGUCUAUCAAGAAGGCCGACAUGGGCCCGCGGCGAGGCAGCGCGGCGACGGGCGUGUCCGAGAUGCCCGAGCUGAGCCGCAGCAUCAGCGGCGGCAUCGGCAACGCCACGGGCAGCCACUCGCUUGACCCCGAGAUCGGCUUUUCCGGCGCCAACGCCAACUUCCGCCGCAAGAAGUCGCUCGUGCGCCCCGACCGCGAGCGCAUGGACCCGAGCCAUCGCCAGUGGUACUACCGCAACCACGCCGCGCAGAUGGACGCCGUCGAUGCGCAGGGCCGCGCGCCCGGCUUCAGCUACAUGCCCUCGACGACGGGCCACCUGCCGCAGCACGGCGCGGCGCUGCCCGGCUCGGGCAUGGCCAACAUGCAGGGCCCGGGCGGCGGCCUGAGUGGCCUCGGCAUGGCGCCGAUGCCGCAGGGAGCGCUUGGCGGCCCGCCGCACAAGGGCAUGCCGGGCCUGCCGCAGAACAUGCCGCCCGGCGGUCUGGGCCGGCCUGCGCCCGCCACUGGCCUGCGCCGCGGCAAGUCGAUCCUCGGACGCGAGGAGGACCAGGUGGAGACGGGCAUCAAUCUGCUCAAGCGCGGUGUCAGCCUGCGCCGCAGCCGCUCUUCGCAGCGCAAGGACGGCGUGCCGCCGCCAACAGCGUUCCCCGACGGCUCGCGCCGCUCGCACAUCGCGCCCGGGCCCGUCGGCCCGUGGAUGAUCUACUGCUACGUGCUGACCAUCUGCUGCCCGGGCCCGUUCCUCUCCGUCUUUGGCAUCAAGACGCCCGAGCAGCAGCGCGCAUGGCGCGAAAAGAUCGGCAUCAUCAGCAUCAUCAUUGCGGCGAUGAGCUUCGUGGGCCUCCUCACCUUUGGCUUCACGCAGGCCGUGUGCAACACCAGCGCGACGCGCUUCCAGGCCGGCGACAUCGACUCGGGCUCGAGCGUCGCGCACGGCUACGACUACGACUUCAACAACUUCUUCCACCCGCAGGUCUCACCGUUCGACGCCAACGGUCCGUUCAACCGCUCGAAUCCCGCGUACUCGGAGCCGUGGUCGACCGGCGGGCGCGACGUCAGCAUGCUCUUCCAGCAGGUCGGCGGCCAGUGCACGCAGUAUCUCACCAACACCAACGGCGGCGGCCAGCCCGCGUCGUACUUUCCGUGCGCCGUGUACAACCAGGACGCCACCGUGGCGGCGACCAACGACACGUGGUGCCAUUCGCAGCAGGUCUCGUCGCGCUUCCUGCGCCCCGAGAACGGCAUGCGCAAGGGGCAGGUCUCGUACUCGUGGGACCAGGUGGCGGCGCCGCGCGCCAACCUCGUCGUCUGGAAGGGCGCCGUGCUGGACCUGAGCCGUCUGGCGCGCCUCAACACGGGCAUCAACAAGCCGGCGCUCUUCGACCAGCUGCGCACGCGCAACGCCACGUUUGCCGGCCGCGACGUGACGGCACAGAUCAUGCGCACGGAGCAGGACGGCGUGUUUGACUGCAUCGAGCAGCUGACGCGCGUUGGCUUCGUCGACUCGAAGAGCAUCGGCUGUGUCGCCGCCGACGUCGAGCUGUACGUCUCGCUCGUGUUCAUCAUCGGCGUCGUGUCGAUCAAGUUCCUCAUGGCCGUCAUCUUCGGCUGGUUCCUGAGCUGGCGCCUCGGCAACUACAGCAACGAGACGUACGAGGAGCGCAUGAAGCGCGCCGCCGAGAUCGAAAAGUGGUCCAACGACAUCUACCGCCCCGCACCGGCGGCCUACCGGCCCAACGUCAAGAAGCACCGCUCGUUCCUGCCCAAGACGAGUCGCUUCUCAACUGGCAACGCACUCGCACUCGGCGGCCCGCCGCCGAAGCCCGGCGCGCGCACAAUCAUGAGCGAGAAGGGCGCCUUUUCCAGUUCGGCGCCCGGCAGCGGCAACGGCAGCGUGGCCGGCUCGCGCAGCCCUGCGCUGCGCGCCGGCCGCAUCGGCGGCAUCGGCUCGCCCAGGAGCGGCAGCCCGCCGGGCUCGCCGUCGCUGCAUGGCGCGCGCAGCUCGGCCUCGCUCGUGCAGGGCGGCGUGGGCCACUUCCAGGGCUCGUACGGCCACGGCGGCUCGCGCCGCUCAAGCUUCUCGAACCCCGACUCGUCGCCGGGCCUCGGCACGAGCAGCACGAUGGGCGCAUGUCCCUUCCCGCUGCUCAACGUCGUGCCGCAGCCGCCGGCCGACUACCAGCCGUUCAAUUUCCCGCUGGCGCACUCCAUCUGCCUCGUGACCGCGUACAGCGAGUCGUUUGAGGGCCUGCGCACCACGCUCGACUCGCUGGCGACGACCGACUACCCGAACAGCCACAAGCUGCUGCUCGUCGUCGCCGACGGCAUCGUGCGCGGCGCCGGCUCGGACAUUUCGACGCCCGACAUUGUGCUGAGCAUGAUGAAGGACUUUGUCGUCGCGCCCGAGGAGGUCGAGGGCAACUCGUACGUCGCCAUUGCCGACGGGCACAAGCGGCACAACAUGGCGAAGGUGUACGCGGGCUUCUACGAGUACGACGACGAGACCGUCGAGCGCAGCAAGCAGCAGCGCGUGCCCAUGGUGCUCGUCGCCAAGUGCGGCUCGCCGCUCGAGGCCGACUCGGCCAAGCCGGGCAACCGCGGCAAGCGCGACUCGCAGGUCAUGCUCAUGGCCUUCAUGCAGAAGGUCAUGUUCGACGAGCGCAUGACGACGUUCGACUACGAGUUCUUCAACUCCAUCUGGCGCGUCACGGGCGUCAGCCCGGACCACUACGAGAUCGUGCUCAUGGUCGACGCCGACACCAAGGUGUUCCCCGACAGCCUCAGCCGCAUGGUCGCGUGCAUGGUCGAGGACCCCGAGAUCAUGGGCCUGUGCGGCGAGACGAAGAUCGCGAACAAGACGGAGACGUGGGUGACGAUGAUCCAGGUCUUUGAGUACUACAUCUCGCACCACUCCACGAAGGCCUUCGAGGCGUGCUUCGGCGGCGUCACCUGCCUGCCGGGAUGCUUCAGCGCGUACCGCAUCAAGGCGCCCAAGGGCCCCAACGGCUACUGGGUGCCGAUCCUGGCGAACCCGGACAUCGUUGAGCACUACUCGGAGAACGUCGUCGACACGCUGCACAAGAAGAACCUGCUGCUUCUCGGCGAGGACCGCUACCUGACCACGCUCAUGCUCAAGACGUUCCCGAAGCGCAAGAUGAUGUUCGUCCCACAGGCCGUGUGCAAGACCAUCGUGCCCGACACGUUCCGCGUGCUGCUCUCGCAGCGCAGACGCUGGAUCAACUCGACGGUGCACAACCUGGCCGAGCUGGUGCUCGUCAACGAUCUCUGCGGCACGUUCUGCUUCUCGAUGCGCUUCGUCGUCUUCAUGGAGCUGGCCGGCACGCUGGUGCUGCCGGCCGCCAUCGCGUUCACCUUCUACGUCGUGGCGCAGGCCAUCAUCGCGUCCAUCGACCCGAGCAAGGGCCCCGUGCCCGUCAUCCCGCUCAUCCUGCUCGGUGUGAUUCUCGGUCUGCCCGGCCUGCUCAUCGUCGUCACGUCGCGCAAGUUCGUCUACGUUGGCUGGAUGGGCAUCUACCUGCUCAGCCUACCCAUCUGGAACUUCGUCUUCCCCUCGUACGCCUUCUGGCACAUGGACGACUUCUCCUGGGGCGCCACGCGCAUCGUGCAGGGCGACAAGGGCGGCGACCACAGCAACGCCGAGGGCAAGUUCGACGCCUCGCACAUCACCAUGAAGCGCUGGGGCGAGUUCGAGCGCGAGCGCCGCUGGAAGUCGGGCACGCACUCGCGCGACAGCACCUUUGACGUCAUCCACCGCUCCGGCUCGCCCGAGCGCUCGGGCAGCACACGCUACAGCGUCGUCUCGUCGGACACGUAUCACUCGAAUGCCAACGUGCAGGACGCGGCCAACAAUCGCCUGCUCGGCAAUGCUCCGGGCGCGUACGAGUCGGACGCGGGCCACAGCAAGACUGGCUCGUCGUCGGGCGGCGCACGCGCUCGCCUCGACGCCGUGCCGCUGCUCGAGCUGCCUGCGCCGCUGGGUCCCGACGCGGCGAACAAGGCACGCGGCCUGCCCGCCAGCGGCACGCCCGGCUCCAUCACCGUCGCACGGCCGCGCGAGCCGUCGCCUGCCGCGUCCAAUCAGUCGCACAGCCACUCGUCGUACGCUUCGCGCCCGCCGUACGAGGCGUACCCGUCUCCCUCAGCCUACCACGACGAUGAGGCUCGGCCGAUGAUGGCCUCGGCCACAAGCUCGCCCGACCCCGAGGCAUCGCGGCCAGGCAUGCAGCACAUGAUGAUGGGCGGCAGCGGCGCCACGCUGGCCGCCGACCUGCAGCAGCAGAUCCGCCACGGCAGCGUCUCGAGCGAGCAGCAGUACCCGGGCGUCAGCGAGGCGCAGUUCUCGCCCGGCUUCAGCGCCGAGCCGGAAGAGGACACGCCCGUCGCGCGCGGCCCGCCCGUCGUCAGCUCUCAGCGGCCUCGCGAGCCGCAGGGCCGGCUCUCGCGCGGCUUCAGCCUCGUCGACGACGGACCCGUGGCGUCGUCGCAGGGCGUGCGCCAGGUGACGCGCGGCGCCCGCCGCCAGUCGACGGCGGGCAACCAUGGCCCGACGUCGCCCGGCAGCGUCAGCGGCUCCUCGGCGGCCCACGGCGGCGGCCGCGAGCGCUACUCUCGGCCCCAGUAAUCGCCCUUCCGACGUGAUCAGCUCGAGCUGAGCAUAUAAUGUCUGCACUUCCUUGCCCCUUCCUUCACACCCAAGCAACCCCUAUCUGUCUACCCCUCCUCGCACGCCCGCUUCCCGACCGCACUCUUAACGACGUUCCCACGGCGCUUGCUCGCCCUUUCCCGGCUCUCCCUUUGCUGGCUGAACAGCGACCGAGCUGCAGCACACGUAGGCAAUCUAGACAUGCCCCUCUCUCGCCGCGCAGACGCUGUGCGUGCCUCCGAGGCCAUCCACUGGCCCGUCCUAUCACCUCACACUCCACACACGGUCCCUGCUCUCGCGCUGCGCCCUCUCAAUCACACGUCCAUUCGCAUCC